This is a messenger RNA of Oryza sativa Japonica Group (Japanese rice), 1100 nucleotides long. RefSeq lists its product as uncharacterized. The record is from RefSeq and is a predicted model, not a curated record. Lineage: Eukaryota; Viridiplantae; Streptophyta; Magnoliopsida; Poales; Poaceae.
CCCAACAUUGUUCUCACAGCUCAUUACACAUAGCCCGCUCGGUCAUCGGAGCGAGAAAGCUCGCCGGCGACCUCACCGUGCACAUGGCGCGCGCCGCCAUUUGCCUAGCCGUCUUCUUCCUCCUCGCCGUCAUUUCAUCCGCUGCCUCAGAUGACCCGUUGACAACCGUGCAGCAGCCAAUUAGCCAGGUAAGCCAUGGCGCCACCAUGGAGGAAAAGAGAAGUUCGCCGGUGAAGCAAGACGAAGGCGAGGAGAAGGCAGCCAGCAAGGCCGUCCAAGCCGGUGAUCGGCGAGACGGCGAGCUUGACGUCGGUAGAGGAUCAGGCCAAGAUGCUGAGCAUCACCGAGGUAUAGAGAUCAAGAAAUUAGAUAAUGAUGACGAUGAUGGCAGUGAUUGGGACUCUGUUGAUGACUCCGAUUCGGACCACGAUUCAGACUCUGAUCAUGAUCAUGACUCGGACUCAGAUCAUGAUUCGGACUUUGAUCGCGGCUCAGAUUCGGAUCAUGAUUCUGACUCUAACCAUGACAUCGAUGGUGAUGACAACGACGACGAUGACGACGAUAAUAAUGACGACGAACACAAAACAAACAAGACAAUGAGUAAGAAGAAGAAGCGCUCAGCUUCUGGUGGGAGAAGGGUAGGUCCAGGUGGUAACAAGAGCUAAUUAAGAAAGAAAGGAAAUGCUAUGGGGGUGUUUGGGAGAGAGGGGCUACAUAGGGACUUAUAUUUUUGUGAGAGGGACUAAAGUUUAGCCCCACUUUAAUCCCUCCAACCAAACACCACCUAUAUAUUGCAAUAAUGGUGUGUGAGCUUGGUGCAACGUGCUUCCUCCACAAAUCGAUGGAUGGCGCGUUCUUAUCUUUAUUUAACUUGUAUAAUUAUGAGUGUGCUUAGGGCAUCCACAAUAGUUAUCUAUAUGCUCUCUACAAGAGAUUCAUGUCAGCAUAUCUUCCUACUUGGAAGAUAUUAAAUGAAGAGAGAGAGAGCAAAACUAUCUACUAACUUGGAGAUAGUCUAUAGAUAAAACGAGGCAAUAGAUCGAUACCCAUGUAGACAUACUAUUAAGGAGGUUUACUAUUAAUAUAGUCUAUUGCUGAGA